Lactuca saligna is the source of this 762-nucleotide messenger RNA. The record is from the annotation of a GenBank genome assembly. NCBI's taxonomy places the organism in Eukaryota, Viridiplantae, Streptophyta, Magnoliopsida, Asterales, Asteraceae.
AUGUGCCUCUCACAUGAGGUAUCCCUCAAAGCUAAGAAGUCAAAAGGAUCUCCGGCUAACCGUAACCUCCGCCGCUGCAAGAAGACUCCCGUUACCACCGCCACCAAGACAACCUCCAUAGUAGUUUCCUCCAUCAAUAAAUCCUUCUACACAUGCCACCACCGUCUCAUCAAACUCUUCUCCAAACUCGUUCGUAUUGCCACUCCCAAGAGUAAAUCCUCCGUCAAAAAAGGCUACAAAGUUCAAAAAAAGUUCCCUAACUCCACUAACAAUCAGAUCGCCACCGUCUGUCGCUCGCUCUUCCAAGUAUCUACCGUCGCCCUUCCACCACCAAACUCCCCUGAUCAAAAAACGGUGUUCCUUGACCUCGACGAAACCCUAAUCCAUUCCACACCUGCCACUGGAGUAUCACCUUCAGGAACUUAUGAUUUCUUAGUGAGGUCAUUGCUGGAUGGAGAAAGAGUUGAUUUCUAUGUGCUGAAACGCCCAUUUGUUGACGAAUUUCUUCAGUUCCUGAGCACAAAUAACUACAAAAUUGUGGUUUUCACAGUUGGGAUCGAGGAAUAUACUUCGUUGGUUUUGAAUAAGUUGGAUUGCAGGGGUUUGAUUUCACACAGAUUGUAUCGAAAUUCAUGUAAGGAAUUCGAGGGUAGGUUUGUUAAAGAUUUAUCAGAUCUAGUGUGGGAUUUGAAGAACGCUGUGAUUGUUGACGAUAACCUUAAUUCCUACAGUCUUCAACCGGAAAACGCGAUCCCCAUUUGA